Populus euphratica (Euphrates poplar) is the source of this 651-nucleotide messenger RNA. RefSeq names its product 40S ribosomal protein S20-2-like. Gene Ontology annotation, molecular function: structural constituent of ribosome; RNA binding. Gene Ontology annotation, biological process: translation. The record is from RefSeq and is a predicted model, not a curated record. The coding region runs from base 66 to 431 and encodes 121 amino acids. Lineage: Eukaryota; Viridiplantae; Streptophyta; Magnoliopsida; Malpighiales; Salicaceae. Gene Ontology annotation, cellular component: small ribosomal subunit; ribosome. The transcript is spliced from 3 exons.
UUUUACCUCCUCCGCUUUACCCUAGCAACACUAGCCGUUCAACCCUAGCAACACUAGCUAAAAUCAUGGCCUUGGCUGCAAUGAAACCUAUGAAGCCUGGUUUAGAGGAAUAUCAUGAUCAAGUUCACCGUGUUAGGAUUAUUCUUUCUUCGAAAAAUGUCAAAAACCUUGAGAAAGUGUGUGCCGAUUUAAUUCGUGGUGCUAAGGAUAAAAGUUUAAAAGUGAAGGGACCCGUUAGGAUACCAACCAAAGUUCUCCGAAUUACUACUAGAAAAGCCCCAUGUGGUGAAGGAACAAAUACUUGGGAUAGGUUUGAGCUCCGCAUUCAUAAACGAGUGAUUGAUCUUUUCAGCUCAACUGAUGUGGUGAAACAGAUAACUUCCAUUACCAUUGAACCUGGCGUGGAGGUUGAGGUUACAAUUGCAAGCUAAAGGAUCUGUUUUUUUUUUUAUGAUUUUCUUAUGAAUUGCAGACUGAAGUCUAGAAAUUCUGGUUCUUGCAAUGGUUUUUUGUUUCUUUUUGGAACAGUUUGAAUUAGCUAUAUUGGAUUUCAAUUUCCUAUAUUUAAUUGUUCUCUUCGAUGAACUAUUUGGUGAAUCUUGAAGGCUUUUUUUUUUUUUUCAAAUUAUGCCAUAUUUCUGUUGAUUUUUA